Messenger RNA from Rotaria sp. Silwood2, 2256 nucleotides. The record is from the annotation of a GenBank genome assembly. NCBI's taxonomy places the organism in Eukaryota, Metazoa, Rotifera, Eurotatoria, Philodinida, Philodinidae.
AUGAGUGCUGACUCAACUGAUAUACGUUUUCAAACGGUUACGAAUGAUUUUAUCAAUGAUUUAAAAAGUUUAUCUUUACGUCAAACAGUAAAUCAAUAUUCUAAUACAAUUGAACAUUUAAUUAUUCAAUUAAAAAAUGCAACACCAAAUGGUUUAACGGAAAAUAAACCAUUUGGUCUUGCUAUUGUUGAUAAUUUCUAUCGAAUAAUUCCAAUUUUUGAUAAAAAAUUAUUGGAUAACAAUGAAAAUUCUUAUCAAACAAAUUUGUUUUUAGAAGCAUUAUCUAAUACAUUUCGUGGUUUCUGUUUAUUGGAUUUAUUUCUUGCAAUUAAAGAUUCAUAUUGUCUUGAAGUUGCUUUUCAUAAUUAUAUUCCUUUACUUCAACAAAAUUACUUUACACAUGACAAUACAUAUGAUCAUCUUAUUAAUUGUUUAUUACCUAUUAUUGCAUAUUCAAGUCCAUUCAUUACAAUUAAUGAAGCCGAUUUACCAUCAAAUCUUCUUUCAUAUUUACUUGAAUUUACUACAAAAAAUUGGCAAUAUGAACAAAGAAUUCAAGUUAUUAAUAAUAUUCUUAGUUUAAUAAAAGUAUUUAGUAGAACACCAACAUUAGUACCAAUAAUAAUUCAUUCUGAAUGGCCAAAUGCAUGUAUUCAAUGGUUAAAAAAAACUGGCUCAAGACCACCAUAUGCAACUGAUAUUUUAAUUAAUCUUAUUUUACAAAAACUUGCUCGACAUUCAAUUGCUGUUGAAGUAUUAAAUCAAUUAAAUUGUACUAACGCUCUAAUUGAAAGUGAUGAACAAAUGAAAAAAGAUCAUAAUGAAGAAGAUUAUUCAUGUAUUCAUUUUAUUCAAUGUAUUACUCAUGCUUUACUUAUAGAAGCUGAUGUAAUAAAACAAAAAUCUAUCUUACAUGAUGGACUAAUGUGUCAUGUACUUGAACAAAUUACUUCAUUUAUAAUUUCUUCUGCACAAAAUAGUUUAUUUUCUUAUAAAUGUUGUCAUUUAUCAGAAAUUUUAUGUGCAUUAAGUAAAUUAUUUGUUAAUGAUGAUAUACUUAUAAAAUGUUUAAAUGAAAAUAAUCAAUUAUUAGAUUGUUUAUGUCAAUUAGUUCUUCAAUAUUCAAUGAAUACGAGUAAUAUAACACGAAUUCAUCAACUACUUAAUAAUGAAACAUUAAUAGCAUUAGCUAACCUUUUAUGGAGUAUAUCAUUUCAUCAAUCUUAUCAGGAAAAAUUAAAAUCAAAUAUAAAUCUUAUGCAUACACUAUCAAAUUUAGCUACAUCAUCAUUAUUAUAUACAAAUACACAAAUUAAAACAACUCCAUAUGAUGUAUGUUCUUUAAAAAAAGCAGCCGAAGGAAUUUUAUGGAAUUUAAACUUUUCACAUUUAACUAUAUCAAAAGAUAAAUCUGAACAUCAAUCACAUAUUAUGAUUAGUUAUUCACAUAAUGAUUCAAUAUUUUGUCGUGAACUUGUUGAACAUUUAUCUCAUCAUAUACCUGUUUGGGUUGAUUAUAAACAAGAACAUCUUAAUACUAUUCAUUCAGAUGAUCUUUGGGAAGAAAUUGCUGGUGCUAUGGAAACAGCUACUGUUAUUGUUUUAAUUAUAUCACAAGAAUAUUAUGAUUCAAAAUCAUGUAGACAAGAACUUUCUUAUGCUUGUGAUACACUAAAAAAACGUAUUGUGCCUGUAUAUGCUCCAAAUCAAAAGUAUAAAGCCACUGGUUGGCUUGGAAUUCGCAUAGCUGGACAAAAAUAUGUUCAUUUCGGACGAACAAAUUUUACAAAUGCUCUUGAUGAACUUCUGUCUGUUUUGAUUGUGGAUCAAAAGUCUAUGGCAAUACAAAAGUCAUCCAACAAAGUGACUUCAACAAAAUUGAAUGAAGAAGAAAAUUCAUUAAAAAAUUGGACUUCGGAAGACAUUCGAAAAUGGUUUAAUGAUAAUCAUAUUCAUAGUGAUUUAAUUACACUUCUUGUCGAUGAAUUUCAUACUGGUACAGCUUUGAUUGUUUAUGCUCGUCAUUUAAAACAAUUUUAUCAAGAUGAAUAUAUACAAAUAUUAACAAGUUAUUAUAAAAUAUUUAAUGGUAAACGACUUCAAACACUUGAUUUUAUUACAUUUGUUGAUGCACUUUGGCGAUUACGUGAAGAAUAUGAUCCUCAAAGUAAGAUUGAAGAUGCUUUGGAUAAAUGUGGCAAAAAUCAAUUACAUUGUUCAAUAAAGAAUUCUAAUGAAGAAGCGACUUGUUUGUAA